This is a messenger RNA of Diabrotica virgifera virgifera (western corn rootworm), 972 nucleotides long. RefSeq lists its product as uncharacterized. Gene Ontology annotation, molecular function: serine-type endopeptidase inhibitor activity; protein binding. The coding region runs from base 9 to 911 and encodes 300 amino acids. NCBI's taxonomy places the organism in Eukaryota, Metazoa, Arthropoda, Insecta, Coleoptera, Chrysomelidae. The record is from RefSeq and is a predicted model, not a curated record. The transcript has 5 exons.
ACGAUAGCAUGUUCGUUUCUAGGAGCAUGUUUUGGAUAUAUAUGAUUCUUGUUUCAUGGAAAAUAGCCGAAUCAGUUAGUUUGAAUAGCCACCACCGCACUCCAAGACAAAUAGGUCCAUGGGAUCCAGGUUUUGGAUUUCCACCACCGCCACCGGGUCCAGGCUUCGGAGAUCCAUCCAUGUUCGGAGACGUUUUUAAUCCUGAUUUUAACGUUGGUCCAUUUUCAAAUAAUCCACGUCCUGGUAAUAAUUUCGGACCACCACGGUCUAGUCCUAGUAUUCGACAACCAUCAAAUGGACGUAACAAUUUAAACUUUCAAGGCUCUAACAAUGAUUUUGGUCGGCCAUUGAGUGGUCAAAACAAUAAUCGACGCCCAUUUGAUGGAUCUGGUAACGACAACAGUGGUAGGCGACCUUUUACAAAUCCAAAUAGAAGACCACAACCAUCUGAUGGAUCUGGUAACAUUGGUAGGCAGCCAUUUAACAAUCCAAAUAGGAGACCACAGUCAUUUGAUGGAUCAGGUAAUGGUGGUCGAAGGCCAUUUACUAACUCAAAUAAUAGAAGACCACAGUCAUUUGAUGGAUCAGGUAAUGGUGGUCGAAGGCCAUUUACUAACUCAAAUAAUAGAAGACCACAGACAUUUGAUGGAUCAGGCACCGGCGGAUUUAACGGAAACAUGAAUUUCCCUACGGAUACUACUACUACAGAAAAUCCUUUGUCGACGUUACCCGUUCCUGGUGCUGCUACCAGACCGAGUCCUUGUGAACAAGCUUGCCAAGCUACAGGGGAGUUCGACCCGGUUUGUGGAAACAAUCGUGUCACUUAUUCCAAUUUGGGGAGGUUCAAUUGUGCUGUAGAUUGCCUACAAGGUAUGCUACAAAUGGCUCAUCGUGGAAUGUGUCGCACGUAGUAUUAACUAUUAUAAAGUUUCAAAUGUGAGGCAGUAUAAUUAUUAAAUAUUUUAAAUGAAA